GGCAUCCCUCAGCUCACAAGCUCAGCUUGUGGCUGGAUGUCAUCUGCUUGUGCUCUAUGCUGUGAUGCUGUAACUGCGCUCUCCUUCCUUUUCAUUAUGGUUUGGCUGCUCCGUGACUCUGCCUUGACACUUCCCCACCAUUGAGAUGAAAGUCCUCGUGGCUGACUGCAGGCUUCCAUCAGCAAGGCAGUCUGAGGAUGUGAAUGAGCACGCUGCUGCUCAGAAACCCUGUGUAUUCUUCACAUUUUAACACUUCUUUGUAGCAAUUCUGCAUUGCAGAGCUCGCAUAAGGGUGUUGGGGCACGAUGCAUUGCGAGAAUCACAGCUGCUAACUGCUCUGUCUUGCACCGACUCCACCAAUCACUUAAAAUAACUUGUGCACAAAAAUCCCUCUUGUGCUCAGAUGCUGAUCUGCUGGGAAAGGCCAACUGCUGCUGCAUGGGCAUGGCUUGGGCAGGACGUGUGAGCAUGCAGUGCACAGGUCGGCACCAGGACGAGGGCAUCCCACCUAUCCAUGCAGGCAGCACUGCCCCUCACUACGCUUUACAGGUGUAAAGAGAGGACCUCACCUGUGUGUUCUGGUGUUGGAUCCCACGCUUCCUUCCAAAGCCUGAAUGCACAGACUGGUGAAAUGGUUCUAUGGCACUUUGUUAAUCUGUGCGGUAACGGCGCAGUACUCGAUAGUUUAGGAAGAGGCAUUGCAAUGCCUCCGUGAGCAGCAGCCAGAUCUAGGAGUUAUUUGUGCCGUUAGUGAGGGGUUUAAUAGCUUAAUCCAUCUGGAAAGCAAGGGGAUUGAUUGGGCUGUACGAUGAAUGGGCUGAUAAUUAGCACAGCAGUCCCUCCGAACCACGCACCCCGGUAAGGCAGUGUGGCACACAGCAGGCGCUGAGCUGGAGUUUUUAGCAGUGCACUAUGGCACGUUUACUGGAAGAAAAAAGGCACCUUGGCAGUGCUCUGAUGGGUGAGUGCUGUUUCAGGUUCAGGAAAGCGGCCAGGCCAAGGCACACAGUGCAGUUGUGCAAAGAAAUGCCCCUGAGUGCAUUGCUGGCAGUGCGGGUGGGUGCCAGCCUGCCAUCCUCAGCACUCAUCUGUUUCCUUGGUGUGCACUUCAGAUUGCAAUUACACUUUGGAGCUGCAGUUGAUUUUCAGUUAGUACGGGCUGAUAAACGCCCUUCAAAGCGUGCAGUGUCUGCAGGGUUUGAGAAGGAAGACCUGUGCUUGCUGUAUGGGGUGAGAAACAUGAGUAUAUUUGGAUGCUUUGGGAUUGUGCUGCGGAUUUUUGUGCCAACAGCACCCCCAAAAAAGCACUGCCACCACCACUGGCAAACAGAGCCCAUAAUGAGUGCAUCUGACGCUGAAAUGAGAUGCAAAUCUCCAUUUCUACCAGAGGGUCACUUGGGUGUCUGUAGGUGCUGUGCCUUUUUGAAGAGCUGCUGCACGGCAGUAGGCAUUUCUCCUGGUGCUUCAUGGGUGUGUGGGUAUGGAUGAAGCUCUGUAAGGUUCUUGGUGCACUGGGAAGCUGUGGGGUGGCCUUGUGGCUGCAGUUUCUGUACGUUAGAUCCUUCCUGCCCAGCAAUCCAGUGAGGAUUAUACAGCAGAUCUGUGUUGAAGAGCCAGUGGAGGGGCAGAGCCAUUAGAAAUUGGAGCCUUUCACCAAUAUCCCAUUUGGAGACAGAAGAAGGCUUUGGCAAAAGGUAUGGUGUGAAUAUGCGUUGCUUGGCAGCUCGGGUCAACUACAAGACUCUGAUCAUCAUCUGCGCUCUCUUCACGCUGGUGACGGUGCUGCUGUGGAACAGAUGCUCCUCGGAUGGGGCCGGCCCGUUCCCCCGCAGCCCCGGUGGCCCCGAGCGCCGCGCGGCCGCUGCCAGCAGUGGCCCCGCACGGGAUGUGGCCAAGCAGAGCGAGGAAGCAUCACCCCAGGAACAGCAGAAAGCUCCUCCCGUCGUGGGAGGCUUCAACAAAGCCCCGGGGCUGAAGUAUGAAGAGAUAGACUGUCUGAUCAACGACGAGCACACCAUCAAAGGGAGGAGGGAAGGCAGCGAGGUCUUCCUGCCGUUCAGCUGGGUAGAGAAAUACUUUGAGGUUUAUGGGAAAAUUGCUCAGUACGAUGGUUAUGACAGGUUUGAAUUCUCUCAUAGCUACUCCAAAGUAUACACACAGAGAGCACCUUACCACCCGGAUGGGGUCUUUAUGUCCUUCGAGGGCUACAACGUAGAGGUUCGAGACAGAGUGAAGUGCAUAAGUGGUGUUGAAGGUGUGCCCUUAUCCACCCAGUGGGGGCCUCAGGGCUACUUCUAUCCCAUCCAGAUCGCACAGUACGGGUUGAGUCACUACAGCAAAAACCUGACGGAGAAACCCCCGCACAUCGAGGUGUACGAAACGGCUGAGGAGAAGGACAGGGGCAGCAGGGCAGCCGAGUGGACCGUGCCCAAGGGCUGCUCCCUUUCCACAGUGCCCGAUAAAGCCAAGUUCACCAGUGUUAAACACUUUGUUGCUCCAGAGAACACCGAGGGGGUUUCCCUGCAGCUCGGGAACACCAGAGAUUUCAUUAUUUCUUUUGAUCUCAAGUUCGUAACCAACGGGAGCAUUUCUGUGGUGCUGGAGACCACAGAGAAGAACCAGCUCUUCACCGUGCACUACGUCUCCAACACGCAGCUCAUCGCCUUCAGGGAGCGCGACAUCUUCUACGGCAUCGGGGCCCGCACCGCCUGGAGCACCGUCACGCGGGACCUGGUGACCGACCUGCGCAAGGGCGUGGGGCUGUCCAACACCAAGGCCGUCAAGCAGACCAAAAUAAUGCCUAAGAAAGUGGUGAGGCUGAUUGCGAAGGGGAGGGGAUUCCUCGACAACGUCACCAUCUCGGCCACCGCGCACAUGGCGGCUUUCUUCGCGGCGAGCAACUGGUUGGUGAGGAACCAGGACGAGAGGGGCGGCUGGCCCAUCAUGGUGACCAGGAAGCUUGGGGAAGGCUUCAGAUCCUUGGACCCGGGCUGGUACUCGGCCAUGGCGCAGGGCCAGGCCAUCUCCACGCUGGUGCGGGCCUACCUGCUGACCAAGGAGCACGCCUUCCUCAGCGCCGCGCUGCGGGCCACUGCGCCCUACAAGCUGCCGUCAGAGCAGCACGGGGUGAAGGCUGUGUUCAUGAACAGGCACGACUGGUACGAGGAGUACCCCACCUCGCCCAGCUCCUUUGUGCUCAACGGCUUCAUGUACUCGCUCAUUGGGCUCUACGACCUGAAGGAGACCGCGGGGGAGAAGCUGGGCAAGGAGGCACGGCUGCUGUAUGAGCGAGGCAUGGAGUCCCUGAAGGCCAUGCUGCCUCUCUACGACACCGGCUCCGGGACCAUCUACGACCUGCGGCACUUCAUGCUGGGCACCGCUCCCAACCUGGCGCGCUGGGACUACCACACCACCCACAUCAACCAGCUCCAGCUGCUCAGCACCAUCGACGAGGCCCCGAUUUUUAAAGAGUUUGUCAGGAGGUGGAAGAGCUACCUGCGGGGCGGCAGGGCAAAGCACAACUAGAGCUGACAACCAAAGCCCUCGUGCCCGCUGGCGGCGAAGGUUCGGGCUUCUGGAGCUCGGCGAGGGGACACCUGAAAAGGUCGCAUCCUAAAUUCGUUUUGAAGAAGUGAUCCUUAAAACUGAUCUCCUGAAAUAAUUGCAUUCCAGUGUGAAAACCUUUGGGUCUGAUGGGCAGGAAUCGGGGACUUCAGCUCGCUCUCUAUAGCACUCCACCGUGGCGUUACCCGCACGAAGCAAAACCCAUCUGUGCUCUGAGCUGGGGGACGAUUUUGUUUUUGCUUUUUGCAGGAAGAUAUUUACGGAAGCCAUACAGGUCUCUAAAGUCCAGCACUUGCCUGACAAGUUAGUAUGUGGCCUCUUUGGAAAUGGAGCUAUUUGUGUAUAUGUUGGAACAGCGUCGCCGGUGGUGUGGUGUAAUGCUGUAAACGUGUGUUUCCUUGUAGCCUGGGUAGUGGACAGCGUAGCUUUUUCAAGGUGUUCCUUUCUGUAUGGAUUCCCUCCUUGGGGUGACCGGCCUUUUUUAUUCUCUGUCUGGAGGUCCUGUAGCCGUAUGGCUUUGCGUCACACCACGUAAGCACAAGUUGGUGGCUCAUGGAUGGCCCGGCGCUGCGGCUGCACCAGCCCUGACCUGGGAGCCAGGCACACGUGGGGUGCCAGCAGUGGGCAGCACUUCCCUCCCCAGCAGCUGGAGUCUCUUCUCGUGGAGCCCGAUGUUCUGUUCUGUAUUUUUUCAUCACAUCUGAGAGGUUUCUGUAAGCGUUGGCUUGGUUCUGUAGGAGACCCGUGUUGAAUUCCUGUGUGGCGUGGAGCUGGUUUUGAGUAGCGUGCAGGAAAUGUAAUUUGAGCACUGUCCUAUGGGGGUUUUCGUUUUUUAACCUGCUUUCCCAAGAUCCAGCACUUGAAAAAUGACAAUCAGCCCAUAGGGCUCUGCAGCUCCGUCUGUGCUUUAGCACUGCUCGGCCUUUGCUGCCCGACACCAGUCAUCAAACAGAACCCCAGCACUUCCACUGUGCUGGCAGCACGCAGAGGAGCAGAUGGUCUGCAUCUCGUCUUUGUGAGCCCAUACCCACACCAUGGGUCUGCCUUCACAGCGUGGAGGUUUCUGGUGGAUCUGGAAGGGUAAAAGCGAUGGCAUCAUUGGAUGGCAAUGGUGUGGUUUGUAGCACAGCAAACACCAGGUCGUCAGCUCUGUGCAGGCUUGCUGGGCUUUGCUCUCCCAUCCCAUCCAGGCACAAAAGCUCCCAACACGUCCUGGCGUGCUGUGAUCAUGUAUGGCUGUGGGGCUUUUCCACUGAUCCCAUGACAUGCUGCAGGUGUCGGUGUGCUUUGGCUUAAGGUGCUCCUACAGAGGACAGAGCUGCUUCAGACUGCAGAGAGGCUGGGCACGAGGACGGCGUGCAUCUUGGCUUUUGUUUGCUUUUCUUGCUUUUUCAGUGCUUUUUUCUUGCAGAUAUUUGAAGCGACUUUGUAAUGACUUGAUCUCUGCAAACGCGUGCUGUGUGAUCGUACCGGCUAAUGUGAAAAGCAGACGUCGCGGGAGAAAUCUCAAUACCAAAGUUAGCAGAGCUGAUUUUUAUUUUUAGUGUUGUUGUUUUUGUGUUUGUUUAUUUUUUUUAAACAUGUGUGCACAGAGAAAACAACCCAAACGACGUGCUUCCUUCCAGCGACGGUCCUCGCUGCAAGCAGAGCAUCUCCCUCUGUGCAUCCCCUCCGGUUUUUGCCCGUUUUGGAUUUGGGGAAGCGAGAGACACUUCCAGGGCGCUGCUCUGCAGCGGUGCCGGUGCCUUACCGAGGCCACCGUGCCCUCUUUUAAUUAUUAUUUAAUUACUUUCUUCUUGUUUUUCAAUAUCGGGUUGAUCAUGGCAGUGAUGGUUGUGUUGGGGUGGGUCAGCCCCGGAGCGUUGGUGGCAACGCCGCUGCUCUGGGCACGCCGCGUCCUUAAUAGCCACGCUGCGUUCCUGUUGGCCGUGGCACUUGUGUCACUUCAUCCCGCCGCCCCCAGGGGUCGUGGGGCCACGGGGAUUCGGUGUGAGGCCUCCUCUUGGGGUCGUGUUUUCCAUACAGAGCUGGGAGGGGAUGGUGGGACGUGGGCGCCCAUCGCUUGGCUGAAGUCAGUCGCGUUGAUCCCUGCGCUUUCCCGGUGGUCGACGUGACGAAGGUCCUGGGGACUCAGAUCAGCUCGACGUCCCCGUGAUGCUCGCUGUGCACAGAGCCGACUGGAGGCGUGGUGCACUGCACACCAGUGACACACAAGCACAACCGUCCGCGUGUGGCCGUGCUGUUUUCUCAGCCAUUGUGCAAGACAUUCACCGAAAGCUGCUAUUUCCCUUCACCUUGUAAUUGUACUUUAUUUUUUCUACAUUUUUACAUGUGGGGUAUACACGCCAUGUGUUAAAUAUGCAAUAAAUUGUUUACAGGAUGCUCUUGUAAAGGGUGGUCCUUUGUAAAGCUGUACAGACUUUGCAGUUUAAGCACAAUGUGCACAUGUUAGUUUUAUAUACGGCGAGACGUGACUUUUUGCAGAGGGAAAGGUUCUACUAUGUUUAUAUACAAAGUAAAUGGAUCAAUGUUUGUGCUUCACGUAAAGCUGCUUUAUAAGAUUG
Centrocercus urophasianus (Greater sage-grouse) is the source of this 6128-nucleotide messenger RNA. RefSeq names its product glucuronic acid epimerase (gene GLCE). Gene Ontology annotation, cellular component: Golgi apparatus. Gene Ontology annotation, molecular function: heparosan-N-sulfate-glucuronate 5-epimerase activity. Gene Ontology annotation, biological process: heparan sulfate proteoglycan biosynthetic process. The coding region runs from base 1708 to 3525 and encodes 605 amino acids. The transcript has 4 exons. The record is from RefSeq and is a predicted model, not a curated record. NCBI's taxonomy places the organism in Eukaryota, Metazoa, Chordata, Aves, Galliformes, Phasianidae.